Molecule: messenger RNA, 719 nt
Organism: Saccoglossus kowalevskii
Lineage: Eukaryota; Metazoa; Hemichordata; Enteropneusta; Harrimaniidae
Product: protein transport protein Sec61 subunit beta-like
Biological process (GO): intracellular protein transport
Cellular component (GO): Sec61 translocon complex
Source: RefSeq, a predicted model, not a curated record
CGGGCGAUAUGCUACAAUCAUGAAUCGCGGCGAUCAGCGUCCUUCGAUGUGGCUUUACUUUAGUAUAAUUUUUAAAAUAUUUCAAAACCACAUUUCCUUGCACGCAUAACCGCGAAAACGAACACCAGUAAUCUUGGGGCGAACUGGUCUGGGGCGAAUGUGCAUUGGGGCGAACUGACUGUGAAUCGAAGAGCGCCCUCAUAAAAGGCGAUAUAGCCACGACCUCUCUGACGUCACUUCCCAUUUGCUUCAGACAACGAUCAAAGAUGCCCGGACCAGCAGCAAGCAGUACUAAUGUUGGUGGAAGGUCGCCUGGAAAGGCAGUUGCACCAAGAUCCGGAGGUGGUUCACAAGUCAGACAAAGGAAAUCAGCUGGUACUGCUGCCGGUAGGACACGAGUUGCUGCUUCUGGUGGCGGAGGUUCCAGUGGUGGUAUGUGGAGAUUCUAUACAGAGGAUUCACCCGGUGUUAAAAUUGGCCCAGUUCCCGUAUUAGUAAUGAGUUUGUUAUUCAUUGCAUCGGUAUUUAUGCUACACAUCUGGGGAAAAUACACACGGUCAUAGACUAUGGACUCAUAUACUGGACAACACAAUGAAGACAAGGAAUAAUAUAAACUAAAGAAUAUCAUUUCUUCUUUUUUUUAAGUAAUAUUUUUCAAAAGAUUAUUGUACUGUGUAAAGCAGAAAUAAAACUUAAGAAACAAUCUUGUCUAACAAUUU